AUGGCGGAAUUGCAGACUGUGUUGUCGUGGAGGGCCCGCCCGUCUGCACAGGACGGUCUCUUUCUGGCCGCCGGCUUGGCUUCGUGGAUCUUUCUUCUGGUCCUGCCGGUGAGGCUGCGACAACUGCAUUUGGCGUCAGUCAAGGUCAACACCUCUCGCCUUGCCUUUUACAAAAUCGCUGCCUCGUUGCUGCUCAUCGUCGCCUGCUUUAGCUCGGCCUUCAUCUUGGCGCGCAGUGACACCUCCGGCUCGUUUGCAGCUCAAUGGAGCAUGUACGGUGGACCGGCCGCGUCCGUAGCGGUCGCCAUCCUCUCCUUUCAGGAGCACCGUCGAAACCUUCGCCCGUCCAACACAAUCGUGCUGUAUCUCGUGGCAACGCUUGCUAUCGACUUGGUGUCGCUGGCUGUCCCAUUGCGCUUUGGCUGGCCGACUACAUUUUACGGGGCCAAGAUUUUCGAGGCCACGGCCAAGGGAACGCUACUUUUCCUCGAAAGCCGGUGCAAAAAGCCUAUCCUGCGCGAGGAAUUUCACGAUGUUCCUCCCGAGGAACUAGCUGGCGUUCUCAGCUUGACGUAUUUCUGGUGGCUUCAUGACUUGCUGCAGUUGGGCUACGACAAAGUUCUGUUGCCAGCCGACCUUCCUCGGAUGGAUAGCAAGCUUGAAUCGGAUCCGUUGCGGCAGAAAAUACUGGCCGUAUGGGAAACACGAGGUAGGUCUUUUCAGGAACAAAAGGCGGCAUACUACAUGGCCCUAACGCAGUUUGCUUUGGUUCUAGAGACUCCCGAGAAGCCAACGACACUCCCUCGCGCCUUGUUCAGUUGCUUUUCGGUGCCAAUCACGCUCGUCGCGAUUCCACGGCUCUUUCUCAUUCUAUUUCAAUUUUCACAGCCUGUCUUGAUCAGCAGGGCAAUUUCUUUUGUCCAAGGACUCACCCAAGAACAGAGCAUUGAUGACAAUGCAUCCGCUGCAGGAUCUUGGAUCGUCGUGGCGGCCGUCUUUGUCUACUUUGGUCUGAUGACAUCUACUGUUGUCUAUCGCCACCUUCUCGAUCGCAUCCAAGUCAUGCUCAAGGGUGCCCUCGUUGGUAUCAUCCACCAAAAGUCUUUGACAGGACGCAGCCACGCAUACGACGAUGGAAAAGCCUUGACCCUCAUCAGCACAGAUGUUGUCGAGAUUGAGGGUGCUGCGGAGAUGUUUCACGAGUUGUGGGCGUUCUGUCUCGAAGCAGCCGUCGGCUUCUCCAUGCUUGCCAUGGAGAUUGGCUGGCUGUGGCCGUUGCCAGUGGGCAUCGUUUUUGUCUUCUCCCAGACAAGCCGUUAUGCGGUGAGGCCUAUGAAGGCGAGGCAAACCGCGUGGAACGAAGCGACACAGAAACGGCUCUCCAUGACAAGUUCGAUCCUUGGAGCGAUCAAAAGUGUGAAGAUUCUCGGGAUACAGACCGCUGUCGAGGAUGUGAUCCUACAGCUUCGCGAGAAUGAGCUCCUCGCAGCAAAGGGCGUGCGCUGGGUGAAUGUGCUCUACAACUCGAGCGCAAACGCUUUGGGUCUUUUCUCGCCUGUCUUGACUGUUGCCCUAUACGCAAUUCUCGCGUCGGCCCACGGCAAAGAGUUUGACACGAGAACCGCAUUCACGACAACGGCCAUUCUGUCUAUGAUUACACACCCGAUCAACAUGGUCAUGACCAUUCUACCCCGGAUUGCAGCAUCCAUGUCGAGUUUUGAGCGCAUCCAGACGUAUCUGCUGAGACCAAGUGUGGACGACAAGAGAGUAUCUACCGAACACGAAGACAUUUCCAGAACAUCGGAUGCAGUGGCUUUUACGGAUGUCACCAUUCCCGAUCAGCAAAACUCGAAGCCUAUUCUCCAGUCUGUGAAUUUCAGUAUCGCAAAGGGAUCACUUACUAUUGUCACUGGGCCUGUCGGAGCUGGCAAGACUCUACUAAUGCACAGUAUCCUGGGGGAGACUAUAUUCAGCAAAGGAACGGUAGCUGUGUCUUCAUUGAAAAUGGCGUUUUGCUCGCAGACCGCGUGGUUGCCAAACAGAACGAUCCGAGAAUGCAUCCUGGGACUCGACGGAGGUGUCCACGUUGACCAGACACGGUAUGACAAAGUGCUAGAGGCCUGCUGCCUGCUCGAGGACUUUGGUGCCCUUCCAGACGGAGAUCAAACAGUUGUUGGUACCGGCGGUCAAAAUCUCUCCGGUGGCCAGCGGCAACGAGUGGCCAUUGCACGAGCUGUUUAUUCCGAUCUUGAUAUAUUCAUCUUUGACGACAGCUUCAGUGCCCUGGACAGCAAAACACAGAGCGCCGUGAUCAACAAUUUGCUUGGACCCAGCGGUCUUCUGCGUAACAACAGCAUAGCCGUCAUAUGGGUAACCAACAACCAGUCGUACUUCUCCCUUAGCGACAAGGUCAUUGUCCUUCUCAUCUCGCAGCCCCUCCUGGGUGUGACGUUGCCGGUCUGCGUUGCAAUUGUGUAUGUGGUGCAAAAGCGGUAUCUACGCACGUCAAGGCAACUGCGACGAAUAGAGCUCGAGUCCCAAUCCGCCGUGUACUUUAACAUUCUGGAGACAGUCAGCGGUGUUCAGACCAUCCGUGCGUUUGGCUGGCAGGAUACCAUGGCCAAGGAGAAUGCCGUGUCGCUUGACAAUUCUCAGCGGCCAGUCUACCUCACGCUGUCUUUGCAGCGCUGGCUGAAUGUCGUCCUGGACGCGGUUGUUGCCUGCAUUGCUGUUGGUACGGUCUGGCUGGCUGUGUGGGGGGCACUUGCAGGAGGCUCGUCCUCGCAGCCCAUCCUACGAUUUAGUCCGUCAGGUGGACAUAUUGGUGUGGCUUUGAACAUUAUCCUUGUGACCAACACGACGCUCCUUCGCCUGAUCCAGACGUGGACAAAUCUGGAAGUGUCACUGGGGGCUGUUGCACGACUUCGAGAAGCAACACACGAGACGCCACAGGAGGAGUCUUUGCUGGACAAGGAUGCGAGCGAAGCCAAUGGCGACGCUGGAGGGCAGCUACCGGCAAACUGGCCAAGUACUGGGAAGAUCGAACUCGCCAAUGUGACGGCAUCCUACAGCCAAGAUACACCCGUGCUCAACGGGGUGAACCUGAGCAUCAAUCCGGGCCAGGUUGCUGUUAUCUGCGGGAGGACAGGGAGCAUCACCAUUGACGGCAUCAACCUGGCCGGUCUCCAGCUCGACGACAUCCGCGAGCGCGCAUUUGUGACUGUGUCGCAAGAUCCGUUCCUCCUCCCCGGCGCCAGUCUCCGUUUCCACUUGGACCCAACCGAAACGCUGCCGGACAGAACGUUGGCUGAGGCACUGCAGAAGACGGGGCUGUUCGGCUUGUUUGUCGGCAGCAGUUACGAUGAGCACGAUGCUGGUGAUGUGGAUGGAGCGACCGCCUCGCUAUGGGACCGGGCACUUUCGUCUUUCCCCGUGCUCUCGGCCGGCCAAGCACAGCUCCUGUCACUGGCCCGUGCUUUGCUCCAGCUGCAAACCCGGUCCUGCGUUUCUUCCGAGACGUACUCGGACCGCGAGCACGGCAAGCGCAUGCCCAUUAUUCUGCUGGACGAGAUCACGGCGUCACUCGAUGCGGAGACGGAGGCGGCUGUGUACGAUGUGGUGGAGGAGGUGUUUAUCAAAAGCCAACAGGGUGCCGGCCACACGGUGCUGAUUGUGACGCACCGUCCGGCGGCGUUGACACGACGGCUCCGGCCGGGCCAAGAUGCCACUGUUUGGAUGAGCAGCGGCAAGGUGGAGAGAGUCGAACCUGUUGAGGUCGAAGAUUAG
This is a messenger RNA of Sporothrix brasiliensis 5110, 3786 nucleotides long. RefSeq lists its product as uncharacterized. The transcript is spliced from 8 exons. Gene Ontology annotation, biological process: transmembrane transport. Gene Ontology annotation, molecular function: ATP binding; ABC-type transporter activity; ATP hydrolysis activity. Gene Ontology annotation, cellular component: membrane. Bases 1 to 3786 code for a protein of 1261 amino acids. Lineage: Eukaryota; Fungi; Ascomycota; Sordariomycetes; Ophiostomatales; Ophiostomataceae. The record is from RefSeq and is a predicted model, not a curated record.